CCUCCGCCAGCUCCGGCGGGCAGCGGGCGCUGAGGCUUAGCGCAGCUCAGCGCAGUCCAUCCGCCCGCAGAGCGGACUGAGCUAGAAGCGGAGCGCUGUCGCCAGAGGCGAGCGAUGAGGGCAGGUGCUGCCUGCAGCGCCAUGGACCAGUCGCGCCUGCUACUGCUGCUGCUGCUUCUAGGGGUGUCAAGGUGCCAAGGUGCCAAGGAGACGUGUUCCACAGGCUUGUACACCCAUAGCGGAGAAUGCUGCAAGGCCUGCAACUUGGGUGAAGGUGUGGCCCAGCCUUGCGGAGCCAACCAGACCGUGUGCGAACCCUGCCUGGACAGUGUGACAUUCUCUGAUGUGGUGAGCGCCACUGAGCCCUGCAAGCCGUGCACCGAGUGCCUGGGCCUGCAGAGCAUGUCGGCUCCCUGUGUGGAAGCAGAUGAUGCAGUGUGCCGAUGUGCCUAUGGUUACUACCAGGACGAGGAGACUGGCCGCUGUGAGGCGUGCAGCGUGUGCGAGGUGGGCUCAGGACUCGUGUUCUCCUGCCAGGACAAACAGAACACGGUGUGUGAAGAGUGCCCAGAGGGCACAUACUCAGAUGAAGCCAACCAUGUGGAUCCGUGCCUGCCCUGCACGGUGUGCGAGGACACUGAGCGCCAGUUACGGGAGUGCACGCCCUGGGCCGACGCCGAGUGCGAGGAGAUCCCUGGCCGAUGGAUCACAAGGUCUACACCCCCAGAGGGCUCUGACAGCACGGCCCCCAGCACCCAGGAGCCCGAGGCACCUCCGGAUCAGGACCUCAUAGCCAGCACAGUGGCAGAUACGGUGACCACUGUGAUGGGCAGCUCCCAACCUGUAGUGACCCGAGGCACCACCGACAACCUCAUUCCUGUCUACUGCUCCAUCUUGGCCGCUGUGGUUGUGGGCCUUGUGGCCUAUAUUGCUUUCAAGAGGUGGAACAGCUGUAAGCAAAACAAACAGGGAGCCAACAGUCGACCAGUGAACCAGACACCCCCACCCGAGGGAGAAAAACUCCACAGUGACAGUGGCAUCUCUGUGGAUAGCCAGAGCCUGCACGACCAGCAGACCCAUACACAGACUGCCUCAGGCCAGGCCCUCAAGGGUGACGGCGGCCUCUACAGUAGCCUGCCCCUGACCAAGCGCGAGGAGGUUGAGAAGCUGCUCAAAGGUUCUGCAGGGGACACCUGGCGACAUCUGGCAGGCGAGCUGGGCUACCAGCCUGAGCAUAUAGACUCCUUCACUCACGAGACCUGCCCAGUUGGAGCCCUGAUGGCCAGCUGGGGUGCCCAGGACAGCGCAACGUUCGAUGCCCUUUUAGCCGCCCUGCGCCGCAUCCAGAGAGCCGACAUUGUGGAGAGCCUGUGCAGCGAGUCCACUGCCACGUCCCCAGUGUGAGCUCAGACCAGAAGCCCCUGUCCUGCCCCAUAUUCUGACAACUGAUGCUCUAGCCAGCCCCCACAGAGAUGCCCCCCUCCCCCGGGGUGGCCCAACAGUCAGAGCCAAGCUCCAAGGCCCUGCUCCCCAAACCUUAGCCCUGUGGCUGUCCCUGAGGGAGCCCUUGCUUCUGAUCCCACUUUCUCUUCAGUGAGACAGGACCACCCCAAGCCUGUCCUGCCCCAUUACCACCUCAGGCCUUUCCACCCUCCCCUACACCUUAGCUGUGCCAGAUCUGGGGGUUUGACACCAGAGAUGGUGACAGGGGCACCCCGGGGACUCAGGCAGCACUGAAGAAGCCAUGGACUCCACACUGUGAACUGGAGAACAGGGAGCAUGGUGGUAGGAUAGACCUUCCCCAGCCCCUCCUCCACUCUGGCCAAAGAUGAAGAGGAUUACAGGCGCAUCUGAGCUGAAAGCAGGUUGGAAAGCCAGGCCACACUCCCCUCUUACACACAGGACAGAGAGGCAGGGACUGGCCCAGGCCACCCAGCAACAGAGAGGUCGAAUGUAGGCUGACAUCCUCCUCUCUGAGUGAGGACAUCAGGUGUGCUUGAUGGCAGGGAUGGUGUAACUUUCAGGGACAUGUCUGGAAGCCAAGUCUGCCCCACCCUCUGCAACUUCCAGGCCCCUACCCAACCCUUCUGCAGACAAACUGUUUGUCCAAGACCUGGUCCAUUGGCCAAUACUGAUGGAGUCAGACUAGGGGUUUGGGGAGCAGGGUGUUGCCUUCCUCUGUCUCUGUCAGGGUUCCAAACGUGGCAUUUGCAGAGUGGUGAAUCUGUUAAUAUCCUCAUUCUUGGCAUAGGCCUGGAGCCAACGGUGGCCCCUAGAAUCAGUCCUAGGGGUCAGGGACCAAGUACUGCCACCCCACAAUCCCAACAACAGCAACACACACACACACACACACACACACACACACACACACACACACACACACAAAGAUUUCUUGCUUUUUCCAUGGCUAUUUUUGGGCUGAGACUAGAUCCUGCUGGGGGUCACUGCCAGAAAAUCACCGGAGGGACCUGGGCUUUGUGGGGGCUGUCUUCCUCGCCCCUGAGUUUGGCAGGCCAAGGACUGCUGUGUCUGAUCUGGCAAGUCUGUCUUCCAAGGGCCUGUGCGUGGAGGAAUGCGCUCACUCCUCUGCUUCUCGAAGCCUGGGUUUGGCUGCACCCAGAAGGUUACAGUGAAAAAAAACAGGCUUGUGGGAAUGCACAGCAAGAAAAAACAAAAACAAACAAACAAACAAAACCAGAUGCUGGCACCUGGCCUGUGGCAGAUUUCUCCCAAGUUUCAAGGCCUUUGCAAAGGACUGAUUUCCUGAGCACCACCAGGAAGGGACUUGAGGUUUCGGUGACAUUUUCACCCCCUUCCUGGCCUGCUCUGUUUUGCUUGCUGUUGGAAUGAGUGGGCUCCCCCUCUAUUUAGCAUGAAGGAGCCCCAGGAAGGGUAUUCACAGACUGAACACCACCCCUGGGUGGCCAGGGUCCCCCAAACCCUGAAAAGAAACGAGGAGCAUUGUACACAGGUGGCAUUUGUAUGGACCUCAAUCUGUAAUGAGCAGAGGGACUCCACCUGCUGGCCUGCCCCAGGCACUGGGGAGUGGGACGUUCUUUGUGUAUUUAUUUUCCUCCCCAUAAGUUGGGGGGCAGUGGGGAGCUGCAAGUGCAGUCUAGCAUGUGUUUGGUUCUGGGGUCUCUCCAGUCUUACUUUGGGUCAUAAUGGAACCUUUGACCCUCCCGCUGGUGGCUUCCAGUUCCAGACCCCUCCAUGCUCCCUGUCACCUUCCCCUUGCAUCCUGUGUAAAAACCUACUCAUAAAACAUAAGUGAUGGACAUUAAAUAGAAAAAAACCAAUAAGAAAGAAAAAUGGUGCCAAGAGAUUUUCUGGAAACACCCAUGUUUUGUUAGUUGGGAUUGAAUGUGUAGAUCAGAGUCAUCCACCCCUGCCCCCAGACUCCCAGUCCUUAUAAUUUCAAUGUUGCCCACUUUUCUGUAAGUUUUGACAAGAAUCCAGCAACUUCGUAUGCUCAGUUAUGAAGUGGGUGGGGGAAAAGAGCAGGGCCCCUUUGCUCCCAGAUCUCAGAGAAGGGAAGUAAAAAAACCACCCGCCAUGCAGGAAGCUGGCCAGCUGUGAACUUGACCAGAUGUCAGAAGUGAAACUGACCACAGGGGAGCCAGAGGCUUGCUAGGAGGGCCAGGUCAUGACCCCACAGCUCCCAGCCACCCACAUGGCCUGUAAGACACGCAAGCAUACUCAUACACAAGAUUACACAGAACCUCUGUCCAGAUGGCUCAGCAGGAGGCUGGUUGGCCUGGCCAGGAGUCAGGCCAGCCCCUCCCUGGAGACACUGGGGACAGAGCCUAACCAGAGCUCAUGCCUACCUGGCCUGGGAGCCCCUAAGACUUCUGACUCUAGGCUGUAAGGCUGGUGAGGCGGGUAGUCAGAACUGCCCAUCCCGUGCUCGUCCAUCAUCCAGGGACUCUAGUAGGAGUGGCUUGUGGUCACCCUGGAAGGCAGGAGAGGAUUCGCUCUUCUAGGAAGAACAACAAGCACGCCUUCCAGAUUUGCAGGCCCAGGGAGCAGGGCCAGCAGGGCCCAGCCAAGAGUCAAACAUCAGACAGGAGAGUCUUAGUCUCUCACACCCACCGACGGGAUGGACAAGGAGGGUGACAUGGCGGUGGAGACGAGAGACACAGAGGCACUAGCAAGGCCUCGGAGUAGUGGGGGAGACAGUCCCUGUCUGAUGGAGAAGGGCUCAGGCUGGGGGCUCCCAUCUCCCUACUAUGGGCCACCUACCCACAGUAGGGAUGGAUUCCUAUGAUGAGAGAAACAUAUCUGCUCCCUUAAGGGAUUCUCCAUUAUGAUAAAAGAAAAACUGUCUUCACCCUAAAGGUGUCUCUGGUGGAACAUCCAGUUUCUGUCUUGUGGGAAUAAGGAGGGACAUAAGCCCCUCCUCAGUGACUGCUUUCUUCAGAGAGCUGCAGCAGCCAGCCCUGGCUGGCACAGAAAGUGUAAGUGGCAGCCUUGUCCAGCCAGCCCCGGGGAGGUCAGGGAAGGGACAUGGAAGCUGGCCCUUAGGCAUAUAUGAGGUAGCAGGCCUGGGAGGAGAGAGAACAUAGUCCAGCCUGGAGAAACACU
Messenger RNA from Mesocricetus auratus (golden hamster), 4584 nucleotides. It is a transcript of the gene Ngfr, whose product is annotated as nerve growth factor receptor. Gene Ontology annotation, biological process: Rho protein signal transduction. Gene Ontology annotation, cellular component: plasma membrane; cell surface. NCBI's taxonomy places the organism in Eukaryota, Metazoa, Chordata, Mammalia, Rodentia, Cricetidae. The transcript has 6 exons. The record is from RefSeq and is a predicted model, not a curated record. Bases 115 to 1404 code for a protein of 429 amino acids. Gene Ontology annotation, molecular function: nerve growth factor binding; coreceptor activity; death receptor activity.